UGCAGCUACAGGCCUGAGAUGCUCGCUGUCCAGCUGCUGCUGCUGGCCUGUCUGCUGUGGGGUGUGGGGGCCAGGACAGCCCAGCUCCAGAAGUCCAAUGACCGGAGUGGUCGCUGCCAGUACACCUUCAGUGUGGUCAGCCCCAGCGAGUCCAGCUGCCCUGAGCAGGGCCAGGCCAUGUCAGCCAUCCAGGACCUACAGAGAGCCAGCAGCGCCCAGCGUGCAGACCUGAAGGCCGCCCAAGCCCGAAUCAGCUCCCUAGAGGGCCUUGUCCGCCACCUGACCCCGGACCAGGCCGCCAGGCCCUCCUCGGAGACCCCGGAGCUGGGCCCCCUGUUGAGGGAGCGAGCUCAGCUGGAAACCCGGACCAGGGAGCUGGAGGCGGCCUACAGCAACCUCCUCCGAGACAAGGCGCUUCUGGAGGACGAGAGGAGGCAGCUGGCGACGGAGAACGAGGACCUGGCCAGCAGGCUGCAGGGCUGCAGCCAGGAGGCAGAAAGGCUGAGAAGGGGCCAGUGUCCCCAGGCCCGCGGUGCCUCCCGGGAGCUGCCACCGGGCUCCAGGGAAGUUUCUCCAUGGAAUUGGGAGAAUUUGGAUUUCCAGGAACUGAAGUCGGAGUUAACUGCGGUUCCCGCUUCCCAGAUCUUGGACAGUCCAUCUGGCCACCCCAGGAGCGAAGCGGGGGACACUGGAUGCGGAGAACUCGUGUGGGUAGGAGAGCCGGUCACUCUGAGAACCGCCGACACCAUCACCGGCAAGUACGGCGUGUGGAUGAGAGACCCCAAGCCUGUGUACCCCUACACCCGAGACACCACGUGGAGGAUCGACACGGUGGGCUCGGCCGUCCGGCAGGUGUUCGAGUACCGCCUUGUCAGCCAGUUCACGCAGGGCUACCCCUCCAAGGUCCACGUGCUGCCCAGGCCGCUGGAAAGCACGGGCUCCGUGGUGUACGGGGGGAGCCUCUACUUCCAGGGGGCUGGGUCCAGGACCGUGGUCAGGUACGAGCUGAGCACCGAGACCGUGAAGGCCGAGAAGGACAUCCCGCGAGCCGGCUACCAUGGACAGUUCCCAUACUCCUGGGGCGGCUACACGGACAUCGACCUGGCCGUGGAUGAGACGGGCCUCUGGGUCAUCUACAGCACGGAGGAGGCCAAAGGGGCCAUCGUCCUCUCCAGGCUGAACCCUGAGAGCCUGGAGCUGGGACAGACCUGGGAGACCAACAUCCGGAAGCAGUCGGUGGCCAACGCCUUCGUCAUCUGCGGCACCUUGUACACGGUCAGCAGCUACUCGGCGCCCGAGGCGGCUGUCAACUUCGCCUUCGACACAGCCACAGGCAGCAGCAAGGCCCUGGCCAUCCCGUUCCGGAACCUCUACGAGUACAGCAGCAUGAUCGACUACAACCCGCUGGAGAAGAAGCUCUUUGCCUGGGACAACUUCAACAUGGUCACCUACGACGUCAGGCUCUCCAAGAUGUGA
Messenger RNA from Pteropus alecto (black flying fox), 1476 nucleotides. RefSeq names its product myocilin (gene MYOC). Gene Ontology annotation, biological process: osteoblast differentiation; signal transduction. The transcript has 3 exons. Bases 19 to 1476 code for a protein of 485 amino acids. Gene Ontology annotation, cellular component: Golgi apparatus. Lineage: Eukaryota; Metazoa; Chordata; Mammalia; Chiroptera; Pteropodidae. The record is from RefSeq and is a predicted model, not a curated record.